Messenger RNA from Nannospalax galili (Upper Galilee mountains blind mole rat), 1065 nucleotides. It is a transcript of the gene Klk6, whose product is annotated as kallikrein related peptidase 6. The record is from RefSeq and is a predicted model, not a curated record. Bases 161 to 922 code for a protein of 253 amino acids. Gene Ontology annotation, biological process: proteolysis. The transcript has 6 exons. NCBI's taxonomy places the organism in Eukaryota, Metazoa, Chordata, Mammalia, Rodentia, Spalacidae. Gene Ontology annotation, molecular function: serine-type endopeptidase activity.
GGGAGACCAGAGGGCCGAGCGGGUUUCUGGAAGACAGUCCUGCACCCCAAGCUCUCAGCACCUAGGUGCUACCCGAAGGCUUGUUUCUGUCAGCACCCUCUCUCCCCUCUUUUCUUGGGGAACCCGCUGCCUUGCUGAGUUGACUGGAGCACAGCUGGCCAUGACGAUGACCAUGAGAAUGCUGGCCCUGAAGACCUUGGUCUUGUGCCUGGUUUUUGCCGCUACAGGCUUGGCAGAGGAUAAGGAUAAGGUGGUGCAUGGUGGCCCCUGUGAGAAGGACUCUCACCCUUUCCAAGCCACCCUGUACACCUCGGGUCAUUUGCUGUGUGGUGGGGUCCUCAUUCACCCCCUGUGGGUGCUCACAGCUGCGCACUGUGAUAAACCGAACCUGCAGGUUUACUUGGGAAAACACAACCUGCGUCAAAGAGAGAACUUUCAAAAGCGGAUUUCCGUCAACCGGACUGUGGUCCACCCUCACUACAAUCCCACCACCCACGACAAUGACAUCAUGAUGGUGCGUCUGAGAUUUCCAGCCAGACUCUCUAAAACGAUCCAGCCUCUGCCAUUGAAGAGAGACUGCUCACAGGAGAAUCCCAGUUGCCGUAUCCUGGGCUGGGGCAAGAUGAGGGAUGGUGACUUCCCAGACACCAUCCAGUGUGCUGAGGUACAGCUGGUGCCUCAUGAGGAGUGUGAGCGUGCCUACCCGGGCAAGAUCACCCAGAACAUGUUGUGCGCAGGCGACAGGAGAGAUGGGAACGACUCCUGCCAGGGUGAUUCUGGGGGUCCCCUGGUAUGUGGGGAUCACCUCCGAGGUCUUGUGUCAUGGGGUAACAUCCCCUGUGGAUCAAAGACGAAGCCAGGGGUCUACACCGAUGUCUGCAAUUAUGAUAAAUGGAUCCAAAACACCAUAGGGCACAACUGAGCAUGACAUGGGACAUCUGACUCGACCUAUGACCCCUGCAUCCACUGCCUGCUGCAGAAUCUUGCUCCCUAAGACCUUGACCCCCACCAUGGCCCCCUGAUGCCCAGAUCUGACCUGAUGCUGAAUAAAGUUAAAGACACAUA